Ramularia collo-cygni is the source of this 2517-nucleotide messenger RNA. RefSeq lists its product as uncharacterized. Lineage: Eukaryota; Fungi; Ascomycota; Dothideomycetes; Mycosphaerellales; Mycosphaerellaceae. The transcript has a single exon. The record is from RefSeq and is a predicted model, not a curated record. Bases 1 to 2517 code for a protein of 838 amino acids.
AUGGAUGAGCGACCCAUACGAUAUGAGAUCUCAAGGCCGUUGCAUAUACCGCCACCACCUCCACCUCCGCCUCCACCUCUGCCUCUGCCUCCGCCUCCGCCUCCACCAGUCCCGCAAGAGCUCCCGGGUAGUCCGCUCCCAUGGACGACAAUGGUCUCACGGCCGCUUUCUGAUAUUCGCGAAUUGAGCGAGCCGAGUCUUAUGGACCACUUGAUCCGCCAACCCAGUGCACGUUUCCACGCUCGCCGGAGUCGAUCGAGAGCAAGAUCUAUGCAGCGGAACGAGCCAACAACACACGCGGCGCCAAUGAAGGUGUCGCAGCAAGCGGCGCGAUUCCCAUCCAGCUGCGUACAGUACGCGCAGGAGAACGGGUCCUCCUCCUACAGUAGCACACCGGAGCAGUCCACUUUCUACAGCAUACCACAAUCAAGCGUUCCUCAACGAUCAUCUUCCCAGUCGAACAGCCAUCGACAACCUAAAACUCAUUCACGGAAACACUCAAUUCGUACACAGUUGAAAGCGGAAUUGGCGCCUCCUUUCAGCCAUGGAUUCUCCAUCCCAAAUCGUGGGAGCAGCAAUYCUCCUGUCAAAGAGAUUGGCGCACGACUUGAUCCCAUCACCUCGGACGCGGCGCGUCGAAUACCMUCGCAGACUCACGUUCGGAGCCCUCAUCCAUCAGAUAUUCUGGAGUUUCCAUCAUACAAGCAUCCACGAAUCAGGCUUGAACUUCAAAUUUCUGCUCCCCUAUUUGUCGGUGGUGGCAGCGUCGAGGGAUAUGUUCGGGUCACAGUUGACGACAACGAGCGAGUUCGGCAUCGACGCUCCCUCAGCAUCGGGGCGAUCUCCGUGGACCUGCUUGGAUUUGAGGAGAUGGGACCGAGUCGGAGGUCAACGUUUCUUGCUCUUGGGACUGAGCUCAUUGAUGGAGGUCAUCCCCCACCUUCGACAAUGGUACAGCCUGCAAACCCACUCUUCGCAGACGACAGAUUCUGGUCCAUGGCACCGUCCUGCUCCGCACUUCCUUUCAUGAUAAGUCUGCCGCUGGACACUGGGCCGCCGCCAUUCCACUCCCGACACGCCAGCAUUCGAUUUCUGCUCUGCGUGACGGCCCUGGUACGGGAUGCUGGCAAACACUAUCGCGUAAGGACGUCGCAAGACGUCUCAGUACUYCCAACUUACGAUCCCGAAAAGGCUCUCACGUCUCUUCCCAGUCCAUUAACAGCCGCCGAAGAGAUGCACAUUCCACGCGGCGGAGGCCACGAGAGUUUGAAGGUCACAGCUGGUCUUCAUCGUCAAGUCUGGGUCAGCGGGAGCAGCAUUUUUGUCGAUGUCCACAUUUCGAACAAGUGCAGAAAGCCAGUGAAGAAGCUCGAACUUACGCUGGAACGAAACAUCCUGUGCUAUAAGCACGCCGCCGCGGCAACCAUGGAGAAAUCAGCUGGCCAAGCACGUAUAUUCGAAAGCAAUGAACAGAGCAUACUUGCACGAUCAGCUUGCAAGCCGAAUUCAAGUGGCUGGAAUGGAGUAGAGCCUCACACCUCAGACACGCGGACGUGCGAGCUCGAACUGCCCCGAGGCCAUGGAACGGKGCGCUGUGGAAAAUAUUUCGAAGUCCGUUACUUUCUCAACGUGUCAGUAGCACUGUCGAGUUCCAAGUUGGUGUCGAUACAGCUGCCAAUCAUCCUGAUUCAUAUGAACUCCUUGGAUGUGGUCCCGAACUCGGUGGCUCAAGUAGCUGCAGCAAUCGAAGAAAAGCGGGCUCACCGGCAGGCGAGCCGUUCAAGACUUGGAAGACCGGGAGGCUCACAUCUCCGGCAACGAUCCCUUUCCUCCCCGGCACGUACGCCUGAGCUGGACGUGCAUCCUUCGUACGCCCAAGGGCGUGCAUUCGCUGCUCCUCGACAACAGUCCCUGGACCGGCAAAGAGAGCAUCGAGUGGAUAUGGAGGUCCUCCGUGACGCUCUGGACUCAUCGCCACGCAGGUAUCCACCCCCAUCUUCGCAAGGAAUCACGAUCAAAAAGACAACCAGCAAUGUCAGUAUUGGCGCUCUGGCCUUUACCAACAAGAGCACGGAAAGCCUGGGGAUGCUCGGCGCCAUGUCUUAUCGAACACCUCCCUCGAACCGCAAUGCUCGCAACUUUGAUUUGGCUGGACAUGAUGCUGGGAGUAUUCGGGAUCGGCUGAGGAGGAUCGGAAGCCUUGAUUCAGUUCGCAGCAAAAAGUCAUGCGCUACGUCCCAGCCACAGAACCAGAACAUCCGACCGUUCAUCCGGCGUUCCUCAAGCCACACUGAUAUUGCACCACAGACACUUGGACUCACCACAACAACCCGCAAAGUCAGCAUUGAUGCACCGAGUGAACGCUCUGCAACCGCCAUGAGCUUCCGAGACAAGCUUGAUAGAAGUCGGUUCGAGUUCAAAGCAGUGCGAAGAAAAGCGAGCGGAAACUUGAAGGAACGUAGCAUGAAUUGGUGGGACCAAAAGAAGAAAGAGAGGUCGCAAGAGGGGUGGAUUUGA